Heterocephalus glaber (naked mole-rat) is the source of this 873-nucleotide messenger RNA. It is a transcript of the gene H2az2, whose product is annotated as H2A.Z variant histone 2. Gene Ontology annotation, cellular component: nucleosome. Gene Ontology annotation, molecular function: protein heterodimerization activity; structural constituent of chromatin; DNA binding. Lineage: Eukaryota; Metazoa; Chordata; Mammalia; Rodentia; Bathyergidae. The record is from RefSeq and is a predicted model, not a curated record.
GCCAUUGGUCGCGGCAGCGCGAGGCGGGCCCGGGGUAUUGUCCGGCUCCCGCGGCGGCUGUCGGUGCUGCGAGAGCGGCGGCGGCGGCAGCGCGGGGUGGCAGUGGGCGGUCAACCGGCCGGGCGGAGGCAGAGUCGGCCGAGACCAUGGCUGGAGGCAAAGCUGGGAAGGACAGUGGGAAGGCCAAGGCCAAGGCCGUGUCGCGCUCACAGAGAGCUGGGCUGCAGUUUCCUGUGGGCCGCAUCCACAGACACUUGAAGACUCGCACCACCAGCCAUGGACGGGUGGGUGCCACUGCCGCUGUCUACAGCGCCGCGAUUCUGGAGUACCUCACUGCCGAGGUGCUGGAGCUGGCAGGGAACGCGUCCAAGGACCUCAAAGUCAAGCGCAUCACCCCGCGUCAUUUGCAGCUCGCCAUCCGCGGGGAUGAAGAGUUGGAUUCCCUCAUCAAGGCGACUAUAGCUGGGGGUGGUAUGUGUCACUUACCUGCACGGUCCCCGGCCUUUCUACGGGUGCUGUUUGGAUUGGUGACACUGCACUUGAGACUCUUAGGAGGUGUGAUUCCUCACAUCCACAAAUCUCUGAUUGGAAAGAAGGGACAGCAGAAAACCGCUUAGGGCUGCCACCAGCCCACCUCCUCCCGUCCCUGUACGUCUCCUGGACAGAAGAUAGCAGUGGGGACAUGUGGCAUUUUUAAAAACAGUUAAAUGGAAAUGCAUAGACAAUGCUGUAGACAUAAACAUUGGUCUGUUCUUGGACUCCAAGUUUGAUAAAGUACCUCUUGUGUGGUUACAGUCGUGUGUCCAUUGGCUAGGUUUCUCCUAUGUGUUUUAUACAAAAAUGGAACUGAUAAACCAUUUUUUACAAAAUUAA